Molecule: messenger RNA, 2921 nt
Organism: Brassica oleracea var. oleracea
Lineage: Eukaryota; Viridiplantae; Streptophyta; Magnoliopsida; Brassicales; Brassicaceae
Product: protein NETWORKED 2A-like
Exons: 2
Coding region: 56-2896 (946 amino acids)
Molecular function (GO): actin binding
Source: RefSeq, a predicted model, not a curated record
AUUGAUGAAUCGGUCAUGUUUGAGCCUUCCUCUCCUUCUUCUUUAGGACAAAAACAUGUUGCAGAGAGCAGCGAGCAAUGCGUAUUCAUGGUGGUGGGCCAGCCACAUCCGCACAAAGCAGUCCAAAUGGCUCGAACACAAUCUUCAAGAUAUGGAAGAGAAAGUAGAGUAUACUCUUAAGAUCAUAGAUGAAGAUGGAGACACCUUUGCCAAAAGAGCUGAGAUGUAUUACCGUAAAAGGCCAGAGAUCGUUAAUUUCGUGGAGGAGGCCUUUCGAUCAUACCGUGCAUUAGCUGAACGCUACGAUCAUCUAUCUAAAGAGCUUCAAAGUGCAAACCGCACAAUCGCCACAGCGUUCCCUGAACAUGUUCAGUUCCCUUCCGAUGAUGAUGAGGAUGAAAAUGAAGAUUACGAAGGGAAUCCAAGGAAACCGCAUCUUCAUCUAAUUCCCAAGGGAAGCAACAUACCUGAAGUCCCGGACAUUCCAAAGAAAGAAUUCAAAGGCCAAUCUAUGAUGUUGUCAAGAAAAGGACCAGCUGGUCCUUCUGCUUUCGCCAAGCGUGAAACAGCGGUUGUUAGUUCAGGAUUGAGUAAAGAAGAGGGCUUGGAGGAGAUUGAUAACCUUCAGAAAGGGAUCUUGGCGUUGCAGACGGAGAAAGAGUUUGUGAGGAGCUCAUAUGAAGAGUCUUACGAGAGGUAUUGGGAUUUGGAGAAUGAAGUGGCUGAGAUGCAGAAGAGGGUUUGUAACUUACAAGACGAGUUUGGACUUGGUGCUGCGAUUGAUGAUAGUGAAGCUAGGACGUUGAUGGCGAGCACCGCGUUGAGUUCUUGUAAAGACACAAUAGCUAAGCUUGAGGAGAAACAGAAACAAUCUGUUGAAGAAGCGGAGAUUGAAAAGGGAAGAAUCACUAUUGCCAAAGAGAAGUUUGAUGCAUUGAGGAACAAAUUUGAGAAACCGGAAAGUGAGAAUCAUGAUGAGCUUAUUGAGACAGAACAAGAAGAAGCUGAUGUAGUUCAAGAACUUGAAGCUGAUGUGGUUCAAGAACUUGAAGCUGAGAGGGAAGAUUCAAAUGAGAAUCUUACUGUUGUGAAGCUUGUGGAGAAGAUUGAUGAUCUUGUGCAUAGAGUUGUUUCAUUGGAGACUGAUGCUUGUUCUCACACUGCAUUGGUGAAGACUUUAAGAUCAGAGACAGAUGGGUUACAUGAACAUAUCCGCGGUCUAGAGGAGGACAAGGCGGCUCUUGUUUCGGAUUCCGCUGAUAUGAAACAGAGGAUAACCAUUCUUGAAGACGAGCUGAGUAAAGUCAGAAAGCUAUUUCAAAAGGUGGAAGAUCAGAACAAGAGUCUACAGAAACAGUUCAAGGAGGCUAAUUGGACUGCUGAUGAUUUAUCUGGCAAGUUACAAGAUGUCAAGAUGGACGAAGAUGUCGAAGGAGACAGAAUGGUCCAGGAACUGCCAGUUGUUUCAGGAUCAGAAGAUGAUCUAAAGUCAAUCUCAAAGGAGGAGACAGAAAGGAAGAAAGAUGUCACUGAAGUUAAAGAGAACGAAGACAAUGAAGAAGAGAAACCUGAGACUAAAGAUUCAUUUGCAUUGUCAGAAACAGCAAGCACUUGUUUCGGAACAGAAGGAGAAGAUUUGGUAACAGAAUACGAAGACGAAGAUACACCAAACUGGAGACAGAUGUUACCAGACGGCAUGGAGGAUAGAGAGAAGGUUCUGUUAGACGAAUACACAUCAGUACUAAGAGACUACAGAGAAGUAAAGAGAAAGCUAGGCGACGUAGAGAAGAAGAACCGAGAAGGGUUCUUCGAGCUUGCAUUACAGUUGAGAGAACUCAAGGAUGCUGUUGCUUACAAAGACGUAGAGAUUCAAGCUUUACGCCAAAAGCACGACACGCCAGGGAAAGAUUCUCCUUCUCCACACCAUGUAGAAGGAAACAGCCAGCUGGAACAUGAUCAAGGACAACAGCAUGAGAGUGUCAGCAUCUCACCAACUUCAAACUUUUCGGUUUCCACUACGCCGCAUCAUCAAGCAGGAGAGGUGAAGAGAACACCAGCAAGGACUAAGUCUAGUGAGGUCAGGGUGAAAUUUGCAGACGUUGAUGAUAGCCCGAGAACAAAGAUUCCAACGGUGGAAGACAAAGUGCGUGCAGAUAUAGACGCGGUCCUGGAAGAGAAUCUAGAGUUCUGGUUAAGGUUUAGCACAUCGGUGCAUCAGAUACAGAAGUACCAGACAACAUUUCAGGAUCUGAAAUCAGAGCUGUCGAAGCUGAGAAUCGAAAGCAAGCAACAGCAGGAAUCUUCAAGAAGUGGUAGUAGCAGUAAGCACGCAGCUGCAUCAGAGGCAAAACCUAUCUAUAGACACCUUAGAGAGAUUCGAACAGAGCUGCAGCUAUGGCUAGAGAACAGUGCGGUUCUCAAAGACGAACUCCAGGGAAGGUAUACAUCGCUAGCUAAUAUCCAAGAAGAAGUCGCAAGAGUCACGUCUCAUUCUGGAGGUGGUAAAAUAAGUGACUCAGAGAUAAGUGGUUACCAAGCUGCAAAGUUCCAUGGAGAGAUACUCAACAUGAAACAGGAGAACAAAAGGGUGUCAAGUCAACUACAAUCGGGUCUUGAUCGUGUAAGAACGUUGAAGACUGACGUAGAGAAGAUUCUGGGUAAACUGGAAGAGGAUAUUGGGAUCUCAAGUGCAACGGAAGCAAGAACAACUCCGAGCAAGAGCUCGUCGAGUGGAAGGACGAGGAUUCCAUUACGGUCGUUCUUGUUCGGUGUUAAGUUAAAGAAACAUACAAAACAGAAGCAAGCUUCAGCAUCCCUCUUCUCUUGUGUCAGUCCAUCUCCAGCUCUGCAAAGACAGUCUAGUUACGUUAGGCAACCUGGAAACCUCCCUGAAUAAUCUCAUCAAUCAUCCGUCUGUUAUU